Molecule: messenger RNA, 1455 nt
Organism: Penicillium brasilianum
Lineage: Eukaryota; Fungi; Ascomycota; Eurotiomycetes; Eurotiales; Aspergillaceae
Source: the annotation of a GenBank genome assembly
CUCGGCUUCUUGCUCACUUUGAUUCGAUUGGGAACCAACAAUCAUCUUCAUCACGAGUGAUGACACCAAAUAGACGUGAUGAAAUACCUCGCUCAGGCCCUGCGCCUGAAGCCGAGGCUAAGCCAAUCGACCCAAAUCCUCCACCCAUCCACCCAUCGUUCAUCCAGAUAGCUCGUCCCUACGUCUUUGAGGAGACAAUUCAAGGCUGCCUGGAUGCGAUGGGUGUUAAUCGCACUCGCGAGGAGUCUCUGCGCUUGCUGGGUGUGGCAUGGAUUGACAACGUCCGACGGGCUCUACAUCUGUAAGUUGAACAGCUCCAACGACGAGAUGCUAAGCUUACGAUGUUACAGCCCCGUACGGACUUCCAACACGGCGGUGAAGUAUUAUCAUCGAUUCCGCCUAAUCCAUUCCGACAGUGAAUACAAUUACAUUGACGCUGCUGCUGCUGCCCUGUUCACUGCAUGCAAGAUCGAGGACACGCUAAAGAAGUCCCGGGACAUUGUGUGUGCAGCUUAUAACCUCAAGUUGCCCCCUUCUGAGCACCUGACUCCCGAUGAUCCUGUAUUUGAGUCCAAUGCCCGUAGCGUCAUUGGUCUCGAGCGGCUCAUGCUGGAAGCUUUUGGCUUUGACUUCCGUACACAUCACCCCCAGAAGUCCCUGAUCAAGCUUGCUCGCCACUACCACUUCACAAAGGAGUCGGAGGUUUUCUACCUAGCUUGGGAAAUUUGCAUGGAUCUGUACCGCACCUUUGCGCCGCUCAAGCAGACCACACAGACCAUGGCAUACAGUUGUCUGGAGCUAGCAGUCCGGCUCUUGGACCAGCGCUGCGAACCGCUCGAGUCUGGAGUGGACUAUGCGAAGUGGAGCACCAGCCGUGAAGCCGUUAUGGAAACCCUUCUUGAUUUACUCGAGCUGUACACGCACAGCCGUACUCAAACUUCCGUUGGCCAUAGAUUCCCACCGGAUCAGUUCCUCAAAGUCCGCAUCCCGCUCAAUCAAGAGAUCAAAGACAAGCAGAUCCCACGCUACACCAGUCCCGGGACUACGGGCAAUGGGUCUGAGCAAUAUGAUUCCCGUGGAAAACAACCCGACAACCGUCAGCGCCCCUAUCAUCCACUGACACCAGUUGCCGCCAACGGAGACCGCCGUGGAGAGAGUGAGCGUGGUCGAGAUGCGCCGCUGCGAUUCAUUCUUGACCCUGCGUGGGCGGCGGAGGAGAAGAGACAAGUUGGCGAGUAUUUCAAGGUGGAGAUGGAGGAAUACGAGGUCGAGGAGUGAGGGACGGGGUGUUUGAGCUGUUCGUGCGAUCCAAAUCGGCGUUUUCAGUACACACCCAGAGCGCUUGACGAAGGAUGGCUGGUCUUUUUCCGUGAUGACUUUCUAUGAUACCCCCUAGUUCUGAUUUAUUAUUCUGAAUCAAUGAUACUACUCAGACUUUCUGGGUAAGUAAUCGUG